AGGACCAUAUGCAAUGUUGUUGCAACAAUCAAUUAUAGAUCCAGUUAGCCUCAGUUUACUAUCCCCUCCAGGUAAACUAACACAGGUACUAGAUAAGUAAGUGUUCCCUGUACGUACCCACAACAUCCAAAUCUUUUAGCUACAGUAGCUUGGCUACAAGAAGUUCUUCAGUAGAUCUAUGUGGUGUGCAACUUGGGAGGGCCUGCCUAAUUAGCGGACAUCUGUCCUUUGCAGCUGUGUAAAAACAAUUGCAACGCAUUUUCUUUUACGCGGCUGGUUGGAACUCAAUAAGCCCCAUAACUGUUACAGUCCAAGUUCUAACUUAGUAGUCUGCAGUCAAUCAGAACUCAGAUGCAUUUUCAGAAGCAAAAUGAUAACAGUAUCCAAACCGGAAACAGACUGUGUAGUGCAGGUGACGUAACAAGUUUAUAGCAGUCACCAGAGAUUCCAUUUGGAGGUCCCACGCAUUGCCUAUAAAAAACCCAGCAAUUUCUAUCUAUUUUCCAAUGGCAACACAAUCAGGAAGACAUAUAAGAAGUAUAGAAAAGUCAAUUGUGCUUUCCGUGAGAGAUUUCUUUGUGAAAGAAAAGGAGGAUGGCCCCAUCCUUCUGGACAAACCGAUCCAGAGAGUAGCAGAAGCAACAGGGAUGCACCAGAGAACAAUCUACAGAAUCUGCAGAGAACAUAGAGAUAAGGAACAUAUUGAAAGUCCAAGGAAGAGAGGGAGAAAAGAACACAGUGGACCAGUUAGAGAGUACACAGACAAUUUUCAAGAGGCUGUAAUCAGGAGAAGAAUUCAUAAAUUCUACACUGACAAAGUCUUCCCCACAUUAACACUACUCCAUGCUGCUCUAGUAGAAGAAGAGGAGUUUCCAUAUUCAAGGGCAAGUUUGCAUAGGAUCAUUAGCAGAAUGGGCUUUCGACAUAAAACUAUGAACAGAAAAAAAUGUUUAUACGAACAGCACCGCAUUGUGGCCUCACGAGCCCAAUACCUGAAAGAAAUCAAACGAUUUCGAUCAGAAGGUAGGCCUAUUAUCUACCUUGAUGAAACAUGGCUAAAUCAGCACCAUACAGUUGUGAGCAAGGUUGGAUUGAUGGAGCUGAACUGA
Messenger RNA from Corticium candelabrum, 1109 nucleotides. RefSeq lists its product as uncharacterized. The transcript has 2 exons. The record is from RefSeq and is a predicted model, not a curated record. The coding region runs from base 507 to 1109 and encodes 200 amino acids. Lineage: Eukaryota; Metazoa; Porifera; Homoscleromorpha; Homosclerophorida; Plakinidae.